This is a messenger RNA of Chanos chanos (milkfish), 1313 nucleotides long. It is a transcript of the gene cxcr4a, whose product is annotated as chemokine (C-X-C motif) receptor 4a. The transcript is spliced from 2 exons. Gene Ontology annotation, molecular function: C-C chemokine binding; C-C chemokine receptor activity. The record is from RefSeq and is a predicted model, not a curated record. The coding region runs from base 68 to 1138 and encodes 356 amino acids. Gene Ontology annotation, cellular component: membrane; external side of plasma membrane. Gene Ontology annotation, biological process: neurogenesis; positive regulation of cytosolic calcium ion concentration; calcium-mediated signaling. Lineage: Eukaryota; Metazoa; Chordata; Actinopteri; Gonorynchiformes; Chanidae.
GAGAAGAGUACACUUAACUAACCAGACCAAAAUUACCCUGUAAAGAGCUCGUGUCAAGUUUACAAAGAUGUCCUAUUACGAACAUAUAAUAUUUGAGGAUGACAACAGUUCCGAGUCUGGGUCGGGAGACAUCGGAAGCGAUUUUGAUGAACCGUGCGAUCCUGACUUCAGCCAGGACUUCAAGCGGGUCUUCCUCCCGACUGUGUACGGAAUCAUCUUUAUUUUGGGUUUAAUAGGCAACGGACUUGUGGUACUGGUCAUGGGUUGCCAGAGAAAGUCCAGAACGAUGACGGACAAGUAUCGCCUGCACCUCUCUGUGGCGGACCUACUGUUCGUUCUCUCGUUGCCUUUCUGGGCUGUGUACGCCGCCAGUGACUGGUACUUCGGUAGUUUCAUGUGUGCGGCUGUGCACAUGAUAUACACGGUGAACCUUUAUAGCAGCGUGCUCAUCCUCGCAUUUAUCAGUCUGGACCGCUACCUCGCCGUGGUGCGUGCCACCAACAGCCACGCACCGAGGAAGCUCCUGGCUGAGCGUGUCAUCUAUGUAGGCGUGUGGCUUCCCGCUGCCCUGCUCACUGUGCCGGACCUGGUUUUUGCCAAGGCGGAGCAUGGUGAAUCCGGGACCAUCUGCACCCGGAUCUACCCGCUCGAGUCGAACACGACCUGGAUGGUUGUCUUCCACUUACAACACAUUCUGGUAGGCUUCGUGCUACCGGGGUUGGUUAUCCUCAUCUGUUACUGCAUCAUCAUCUCCAAACUGUCUCGGGGCUCGAAGGGCACGCAGAAGCGCAAAGCUCUGAAGACGACCGUUGUUCUUAUUUUAUGUUUCUUUGGCUGUUGGAUGCCCUAUUGCGGAGGAAUACUGGUUAACACGCUGAUGAAUCUAGACGUGGUACCUUACAGCUGCGAGUUGCGGCAACGUGUGGAGAAGUGGAUCUUCAUAACGGAAGCUCUGGCUUAUUUCCAUUGUUGCCUCAACCCCAUCUUGUACGCUUUCCUCGGGGUGAAGUUUAAGAAGUCUGCCCGCAGUGCGCUCUCAGCCAGCCGCGGAUCCAGUCUCAAAAUCCUGCCCAAGAAGCGCGGCGGAAUGUCUUCCGUCUCCACGGAGUCUGAGUCCUCAAGCUUCCACUCUAGUUAACCCACAAAAUGGACUGAGACAUGUUGGUUUAUCACCUAAACAUCAGGGAUUUCAACCGAACUGUAUAUAUUUACACAUUCUGUCAUUACCUGUGGACUUGAACAAGCCAGCGGUGAAUUGAGUCCUGUGCGCAUUAAAAUGUACUGAAGCACGAUGUACAAUGAACGGGCUGAGC